AUACGUCAUCACGUCAAGCUACGUAACGUCUUCGUCAUCCCCUGUAGCCGCCAUAGGCUUUAGCUAUUUAGCUAGUAUGGCUUCCUGUUUCGUCUGUUUAUAUCCACACUAAAGAUGGAAUAUUAUUUGCUGUCUUUAACACAUAAUUUUAUUAAGUGCCACCGUCAGCGGGACAUCAUACCGCCGGGCCCGGAAGCAGAAGGCAGGAGGAGGACAAACCAUGCUGUUCUCCCAGCUACCAGAGGAUAUUCUCUAUCAUAUCUUGUCAUGUUUGGACUACAAGUCUCUGUGUCGCUUGUCUCAAGUUUGUAAAAGGAUUUAUUACUUUGUCAACCGGGACGUUGUAUGGAGAAAGAUAGCCAAAGAGUUUUUAAACACUGGAACUACUCGAAAUGGGACGGACAGGUAAGCACAACUUACGGCAUAAACUUCACUGUUGCCUCAGUUUAUGUUUGCUGGAUUCGAACAGCCUCUUUUUUAUGUCGUUUAUUUAUAUAGAUUCACUAGGUCGUGGUAACGUACCGCAGUACAGGUGUGUACCCGAAAUUUAGGCUAAAAGCUCCCAAUGCUCAGGGGCGUGUCCAAAGGUGGGGACUGGGAGUCACACGGGCCCCUUAUGGGAUGUGAUUUAUUACCUCUGGUGCCACCCUACAAACCCUCAACUGUGAUUUCCGUGUUCGAGACAGGAGCUGUGUUAAUAUUAGGUAGUUUCUUUACAUUUGGAUGAGACCUUCUUUGUGUUAGUGCUUACACUAUUAUUAAUUUUUUUAUUAAAUUAUUGUUGAAUUUCCCUUUGAGGGUAAAUAAAGUUCUUCUUAUCUUAUUUUAGGAGGCUAGUUCAUAGGGGAAGAAUUAGUCAAUGAAAGAUUGCAUUCAUUUUUGACAGCUGGGCAGUGUGACAUGCUGGUAUAAUGGUAUUUAUGUUUUUUGUAGUGAUUAGGGCUAUAGAAAAUGGAUCAAUUCAUCAGUGGGAUUGAAAAUUUGUAAUUUAGUGUACUUUUGCCUGCAGGCAGUCUGAAUGUGUAGCAGGUCUUGUGGGUCCACCUUAUAGAUCACCCCACACCCAGGAACAGAGGCUUGUUUAUUUUACUUCAUCCCCAAUUUCUCCUGAAGUUUCAUCAUCAUAAACCGAGUGAUAGCAUGUGGGUAAAGAAAAAGCAAACUGUAAGAGGACCAUGCAUUUACUGAACACAUUACAUGGCAUUUCAUCCUCUCCAGCAGUCUAUUAUGGUUUCCUGUCCUUUUUAACCACAAAACUUUAAACCACACCGACAAUCACAUAACCUAAACUCAAGUAACCCUUUUACACCCCAUAUCAUCUACAACUGUGAUUAAAUGUAGCUUACAGUGUUUAAAUACUUCAGCAUGUUCUCACAGAAUUCUGAAAAAUGUAAGUGCAAAAGGGACUAUUGUCCCAUGCUUUCCUGGUACAGCAUAUCAGCUGCUUAACAGUUUGGGAUCUUUAUGUUCAUUUUUUCAUUAUUUGUGUGAUGAUGCACCAAAUAUUUUCAUGGAGUGACAUAUGUGGUCUGUAGACCAGUCUCCUCUGUAUGGAGCCAUGCUGUUGGCCACUGUGCGAUAUACAAAGACUUAUCUUACCUAAUGUAGUUUGGUAUUUUCUUGCUUAAACUUUCUGAUUUGCCUUCCUUAAAAAAAGUCAGUCUGAACUGCAGAAUAUGUCACCCCGAAACUUGUAUAUGAUGUUCAGCACUGAUGAGGCCUCACAAAGUAAGCUGCUCCAGUAGGCAUGUUGCUUUUGAACUGUGCGCUGACAACAAGCCCUGUGGUUUUUACCCACUUCAUAGUGGAGGAUGCAGCAUCCAUGAUUUCCUAAGAGACUCUAAUUUUGAUUAGUCAGACUACUGGAAAGUCAUCCACUUCUCCUCAGUCCAUCUUGUUGAUGCAGUAAUGAGCUAUUUUAGUGGUUUUGGGGAUGUUUUAAUCCUGUGCAGUGAUUUCCUCUGCAAAGUCCUCCACUGCAGAAAACCCGGCAGACCGUUAAUAAACAUUAAAACAAAAAUGAUCACAAACUGUGAUACACUUUGAAAAUGGAUGGGUGACCUUCAGUCUGAAGUGGCUCAGGUAACUUUGAGAAGCUCUCCAGUGUGUUUGAUAAUCUUAUUAUUAGUGGUUCAUGAGCCAUCUGAAUUUUUCCUCUGCAGAAGAGAUGAGUUCUGUUUUGCUUUUAGCGCACACAGUUUUUAAAGGUGACUUUAUAAAUAUUAGUAGACCACUAUCUAUUAAAGAGUUAGCACUCCUAUCACAUAAGAAAAAAUCAGAGUAAGUAAACGUUGAACAUUUGAGUCUGGUACAAAUAAUUGAACUUAUUUAUUCUGGAUAGAUGUUUGUCCUUUACAGGUACUGUAAGUCUUGAACACUGUAUGCAACAUAAUUUUACAUCAUAUAACAUCAUAGUUUGCUAUUACACCAGAGAAAGUACUUCUGAGUAUGACAUGAUAAUUAUAGACUUGCUGCAGAACCAAAGUUAGACUGUGCGUGUGAUUUAAAUAUAUGUAUGUGUAUGACUAAGGCCCAUAGACUUCAUUGUGAUGAGUUGUUAUUGGGCCUACAGUGUGUCUUUCAUAUUUUCUUAUUCUAGCUUAAAUGCACCUCUUCAGUACUGAAGUGAGACACACAUUUUUCAGACACCUCUCUAGAAAUCUGAUCAUACUGAACCAGAAGUGUCUGCACAGAGAGAUCCCACUAGUGGGAAAUGUGUAAUUUUUGUGUCAUUUUAAGCAUAAAACUGAUAGUGUUAAAUGAACAAAUGUGAAGGGUGUAAAGGGUCAGUUUAGAAUUUCAUCAUAACUCUCCCCACUUUGUUCAGACCUUUGGACGUCCACAUUUUAAUUGUAAGCUGUCACUGUGAUUACAGAUAUCCUUACAUCCCACUGAAGGAAAGGGUGAAGAUCGCUCAAAACUGGCAUGAUGGUGUCUGCAAGAGGGCUGUUCCUCUCAAAUGGAAAACAAAGUCAGUCACAUCUUUCAAGUUUCAUUCAUUUUCUGUCAGGUCACGCUUAAGUUAAACCUGUUUCUUUAACCAUGAAUCUACUUUUCAGACUGUUGCCAUGGCUACAGCUGGAUGGGGAGGUACUGUUUUUGUCUCAAGCUGCUGAUAUUAGAGCAUACCAUCAUCGCCAAGACACUGGAAGGCUCCAGCGAAGUCCAUUUGAGAUCUACUCAGGCCACAAGGGCGAUGUCUGCCGAUUUGCGCUGACAGACUCUCAUCUGAUUAGUGGUGGAAGGUAGUGAGGGAAUGUUUCCAAUGUUUAUCUUCCUGUGUUUAUUUUUAUUUUUUAUUUUUGGAAUAAUGAGAGAAAAUGCAAUUGUCAUCACAACUAAUUGAUAUUACUACAUAUAUUGGUUCUUGCUGCUCUUGCUGGGCAAUAACUUAUAGUUAAAGAUUUAUCAUCAGAAAAAUCUCCACAAUGAAUAUUUGCCAUCUCACGAUAAAUGCAAGUUGAUGACGUAAGACUCGCAGUCACAGCCCACACAUAGCAGAAUAACAAACAAACAUGGCCGAAGGUGGUGAAGAUUGGUGCUUAGAUAAGUGCAAUCAGGUAUGCCUGACAUCGGACAGUGGAUCUGCUGCUGUUCACUCUGUGCAAUAAAAGUUUUUAACAAAUGUUGGAAAUGUUUUCACAUUUGAGACUUGUUUGAUGUCAUUAGUUUUCCCCAUAACCUACCACUUAAACUUGUGGUUAAGUAUCUUAUUUGACCACUCCAAUUGGUGUUCUCAUGACAAAUGAAUCAAAAACAUGGAUUAGAAUUAAGGCUGCACGAUAUUGGAAAAAACUAACAUUGCGAUUUUUUUCAACCCUGCGAUAUAUAUUGCGAUAUUAAAAAUACAGGAAUUUUCACCAGAUGACCUGAAUAACAUUUAAUGUUUUGCUGCACCGCUGAAAUCUUGAGGACAGUUAACCUGCUCUGAUCUUACCUCUUUUUGUGAAUGUUAGUAGAACGGCUUCUGUCUGUCUCAGAGAUAUUUUUAGCUUUUAUUGUGCUGGGACGUUAUUGUGGCAACAGAUGAACACAGAACACGUGUUUUGGUCGACAUCAUCCAUCUUUUAACCGAAAUAAUUCCAGAUAACUGACUUUCCUUUUCUUUUUGGCAACAAAUCUUCAUUUUAGGUGGUUUUCGCUUGUUCGUUGCUCAUUUUGCAAUCGUUGUUGUUGUUGUGCCGAGAAACGCAUGUCCUCCGAGAAUUGCAUGCACCUCGCAAAACGCGCACCGCUUAUAGUAGAGUGGUCCACGGAAAUGUACAAUUUAAAACCCAUACAGUUUUUUAGCCCAUAUCGCCCAUCCCUACAUCACAUUUGCUCUAAAGGAGGAGCCUGACAACACAGGGCGUGUUUUAAAAAUAAAUAAAUAAAUAAAAAAGUGUAAAACCUUCCUGACAUUUUAGCCAACCAACAAAUCCAGCUGAUCCUUAAAAAGCUGUGUUUGUCUUUCCAGUGAUGGCAAGAUACUGGUCCACAGCAGAAGGAGUGACAUGUCAAUGGAGUUAUCCGGUCAUAACCAAGAAGUAAACUGCCUGGACUCCAAAGAUGGACUUAUCGUCAGCGGGUCCAGAGACAGAACAGCCCGGGUCAGUAAAUCAGCACAACUCCUGCCAUACUGGGUCUGAGGAUGCACACAUCAUCAGAAGUUCUUACUGCUGUUUUUAAUUCUUUGUUUAGAUUUGGACUUUGACUUCCAGCUGUACCAGACACAUAAUUCCCAUGUAUGACAGAGUGUGGUCUGUUGCUAUUAGUCCCACACUGAGGUAAGCUUUUUUCGUUCUUAUGACAUUUGACUGACAGGAGACCCAAAAAGGUGGACUAAUGUGGCUGUGAUUUAUCUGUGAAAUCGAGUUACGAAUAACCCUAAAGUUAUGAAUAGUAUAGAAAUUCUCUAGGCUAGAUUUACCAACGUCUAAGAAGUAUUCCGCAGACUUUUCUCACAUAUUUCAGUGAAUGAAUUCAUCAAAUGCCUUGGUGGGAAAAGAAAAUCAUCUGCUAUACUUGACUGUUUAUAGCCUCUAAUAAUUUAAUCCAAAUUCAUUUAGAGAAAGAAAUAAAGAUUGACAACAUCCCCUCAAGAUUUAGCAUUCAGAACCCAGCUCACAUUCAUAUGAAGCUCAACAUAGACAUGAUACGAUUGUGUGCGGGCAGUUGAAAAGUCUGAUGUUUUGAAACUUAAUCACUUCAUCAUGAUGAAGUCCAUGAAUCCUUAAAAUUUGGGUAAGAAUGAAGGUGAACCUGAAAUAGAUGAAAGUGAAACAUCCACUCUAGGGGUCAAUACACAAACAUGCAGCUCCUGUUGAGUUUAACUUUCCAACAGAAGUAGCCGUAACACGCUCCUUGUUUCAUUAACUGCAUAUCAUCUUCUUGGCCAAAUAAAACAUGAUCAGGGUUAUGUGGUUCUGAGGUUUUUGGACAAGAUUCGGUUGGUCUAAAACUCCAGUGCACUUACCCUUCCUCUUUGACACACUAUGUGCUCUGGAAUUGUUAAGUGACCAAUUUUCUCGUCCAAUAUGGCCACAGUUUCUGCAGUUUCAGCUCUUGUGUAACAAGUCUUUAUUAGUAUUCAUGCACCAACGUAGGUCAUAAAGAUGUUCACCAAAAAUCUUCCUAGAGUUCACUUGUAGCAUAAUUUAAAUCUUUAAUAUUAAAUCCCUCUCCUCUCACAUAUCAGCCCUGUAAAUAAUUGCAGAGCUGAUACAAUCUCCCCAUUUUAGCCUCAAACUGUGACUGUUGCACAUAAGGAAAUAAGAAUUCCAGUUUAUCAAAGUGCAUGCAUGGUGGCCUUGUCUGUCUGAUCCAGGCCUGGGACCGUCUCUCAGAUCUGAGGGGAACAGGCAGAUUAUCCACAUCAUUAAUUCUCCAAUUUGCUGGCUGAAAUAGCAGACCACGCUUCAGCACGCUGCCUCCUCAUAAUGGAAAGCAGCUCCCUACCUCUCACUGACCAGCGGCCUGGUUAAUUAAAACUCCUCUGAGAACCAGGUGUCAACUCACUGAUAAACCUAUUAAACUCAUUUCUGACCAGCACACCAAAAUACUCUUGGAAGUUUCUGCAAGGAAAAUAGGCAUUCUUCCCCUCAGUUGUUAAGGCACACGCCAUUUACCCUCAAGUUACAAAAGGAUACUGUAGAAAAACAAAGCAUACCAAAACAGACAGUUGAGCAAGGGCUCCCUGAAAACUCUCCGCAAGGUGAAUGCUUUGCAUGAACACUUAUUUUGUUUCAUGUGUUAGCUCUCAGACACACUAAUAACUCUGUGGUACAGAGCGCUCGUCUUCUCUUUAACAUCAAUGUACAUUUUAACUCCAAAAUUUUGCAUCAAGCCCUGUGUCUGUACAAUGACGAGUCCUUGUGUCUGUACAGAUGGUAAUCUGAGCACAGCAGGCUCGUUUGUCUCUUAAAACUGGCCACAAAAACACUGAGGUUUGGGGGUUAUUUUCUUAGGUUAAGAUGAUAAUCUCGCUUUCCACCCUACCUCUGUAAUCUCAAGGUCUGGUGUUGAGGAUUAUUAUGGCUGUGAUUAAAUGCCAAGGCCAGUUCAGGGCUGCUACAUCUGCCCACAUUUGCUCCCACCGUGGAAAAGAUAUUGAUCCUGACAGUGGCUGUGAACCUCUUUUCUUUGCUUAUAGAUUGUCCCAAUACUGUACUCCUUUUCCAGCGUUGUGUGCUCUGGUCUGUGCCCACUGGCAGAGCUCAUUUUGGAUUGGGGUCAAGAAAAUAAAAUGAGGCGCUACAGGAGGCUGCAGAUGUAAUACAGGGUCAAAUCUAUGUUUCUUUCACUGCCAUUCAUUACUCCCAUCUGAUUCAUCCCUGAAUGGAUACUUCUUUAAUAUGCCACAAUCCUCAGGUACUUUGACCACUCUUAAAAUCAUAUGAGCCCUCCUCUUUCUUUUAGUCAAGUUCAUCAUUUUAGCUUGCAAGAUUAUUAUGUACACUUCUCACUGAGCGCCAUUUUUGCUCAGAAACAAAAGGAUGAGGACAAGAAAUUAAACCAACAUUGGAAUAGUAAUGUGUUGUAGGCCACAGAGUAAUAGAUAAAAACAAUAGGGAUAAAAGAUAAAAACAGCUUGUGUUAAUUAUAAUACAGGUGGGAAAAAAGGGGAACUAACUCACUUUGUUUUGGUCAGCGGAGCCAAAGAGGAAACAAACCUACAUGACUUAACUGUAUCUGCACUAAACAUGUGCAGUUCAUUUUUCCGACAACAAUCUCCCCCUGCUUUUUUUUUACUGUCACAUGCAGCUUUCAUCUGAAUAUUUCCAGGUGAAAAUGCCAAGAGGACAGGAGAUUUUUAGCAAGCUCUAAAUAGGUGUAGAGUUAUCUUGUCAUUGAUGGCCUUUUUUGCUGUUGUCGAGAGCUUGGUGUUAAUUUCAGUUUGUUUCAUAACCAGCUCUAUCUCUUGUCUUUCUUUCCUUUAUUUCAAACCUGGUGUGUGCAGGUCCAGGCAAUAGGAAGUGGGACAGGUGGUUGGUAGUCAACUGAGGUGUUCCCUGCAGACUCUUUUGUCACGUUAACAAGACCUAACAGGUUGAAGUGUCAGCUGGGCAACUCUAUAUGUGCAGCUGCAGGUCAGCUCCGUACUAAAUCACGGCUGAUAGGGUGUCUUGGACAAGGCAGUGCAUGUCCAGUUCAAAGUUAUCGACUGGGGACAUGAAGGAUGGGUUCAGAUUAAGAUACCCAUCAUUAGUUUUUCUUCCAGGUUGUCCAUCCUCAUUUGUGGUGGUGCAAGCAGAUUUUAUAGAAGGAAACCAUAAAUGCAUUUAUUUAUCAGACCUUUGCUCUCAUUUUACUGUUUUAACCCUUUUUUUUUUAUUUCCAUACUAAUAUGCAAACUUAGACCCUCGAGAGACCCUUUGCUUGAACAUGACUCUGUUGUCUGGACAGCAAGCCUUUUUCACCAUAAAAUAGUACAGUUCUGAUCCAUUUGGUACACAAUCAUUUGACUCUAUGAAAAUAAUCAACGUGCACCAUCCAGCUUUUUCGGCACCCUCCCUCUGGGGUUCUUUGGGGCAUGUAUCAGAUCCUGAAGGGUGGUCUGAGAUACCCUGCAUUCUGUUGAUUGAUUUUGCCUGAUAUUAUUUGAUCAGUAAAACUUUGUUAUGAAUUAUGCUUAAAAAUACACACAGACACCAGCUGAGCAGGGUGAGAGACACAAGGAUGGAAGCAAAAGGAGAGAGAGAUCACAAUAGAAGAACUAUUUUGGAUGCUAUUUGAUAAUUAACAUAGCUUACAUCUGCAUUUUUUCUAGCAUUAUUUCACCAAAGACUCCGGUUAAGAGACACAAAUUCCUUUCUUCUGUUAAUUUUUUUUAACUAACAAAAUGUUGUGGAUGCAACUCCAAACACAGAGCAGUGAUGCAAACAAGAUCAGGAUUUACUGUAUCAAACCAAACCAAACCGUACUGAACCAAAGCAGAUGGCCUGGUGGAAAUGCACCAUUAGAAACCUCAGCAGCAAAAGACUUUAAAGGUCAAAUUAAAUAUCCCGAACUGCCUGCCUGGAUAUUACUGUAAAAUAAAUUUGCCUAAAUAAUUAGUACAAAAAAAGAAAAACAAAGACACACUAGCUUUGAUAGAAAUAAACCAGACAGAUAUAAAACUACACAAGAAAUACUCUCCUGUAAGAGUUAAAGGCUUUUGUCAGUCGUUUAAAAAAAAACUUAACUAUCAUCAGUCUAAAAUAAGUACUUUGAUGCUAACACUAGAGAGCAGUUUGUUUAGACUUAAGGUCAACUAUGUAGGAUAUAAAAUAUAUACACAUGCCAGCAACUGUUCUGCAUAUUUUUCAAAGAUAAACACACAUUUUUUAAACACACAAAAAACUUGAACUGGAGCAAAAAGUUUUGUUCAUCUCCGUUUCAAAAAGAGUUAUUGUGAUGGUAAAACAAAAUAAACAAAAUAAAACACCACAGUAAUGAUCAUAUUACGAUAUUAAUGUCAAACCUGAAAAUGAAACAACACAAUCAGUCAUCUUGAAGAAGAAGAAAAUAAGGGUGAAGAAAACAUGACUUCACAAAGUGAAACAAGAAAUUUAAUUAACAUGUAAAAAUCAUCUUCAAAUGUAUGAUUCACCAAAGUCUCCAAUUUCCUUAGUAGAGACAUUGCCUUAUCAACGAACAUUUGUCAUUGCUUUUUUAAAAAUUAUUUGAUCAUAAUUAUUAUAAUGAUCAUCAUUAUUUUUGUCUUUGACUCUUGAAAUACUGGAACUUAAUAUGUAGCUGGGCUAUACUAAUAACAGGAUUUAGCAAACUUAUCACAAAUUACUUCCAAGGGUCAAGAAAAUUAUCUCACUGAAAGUGUAAAAGCCAAUUUUCCAAGAUUUUUGCGUCAACAGACCUACUUUAAUGUACAAACUUUUUAGGGGUGAGAGGAAAAAAAUGAUACAGCAUAAUGUCGCAAUAUUUUGUCUGGUGAUGCAUUGUAUCAACUCAUUGACCAAGUAUCGAUAUUUUCAAAUUAAUUGCUAAUGUGAAGUCAAAUGUAUGAUAAUGAAAAAAAAAUCAACUGUUUGUCCAGUGAGGUUGGCAGAGGUGACAUCAUAGAGCAGGAGAAAGUUACAGCAGCACCUGGGGAAAGACAUUAGGAGUGCAAACAGGGCGCAAAUGAGAUGGACCUGACACACAAGGUUUGCAAGAUGUGUUACAUGAAAAUAAGAUACUGUGUAAAUAAGAUAAACAUAAAGGAAAGACAAAUGCUCAGUAAGCUAAACAGUUGAAAAAAUUGUAUAAAUCACCAUAUAUUGUAUCGCAAUACUCACUGUAUUGCAAAAUGUUAAAAUUGGCAAUAAUAUCGUAUUAUGACCAAGGUAUCUUGAUAAUAUUGUAUCCCGGGGCCACUAAUGAUUCCCACCCCUUUUUAUCCAUACAUACAUUUUAUAAGAAGCCACUUUGAAGAAUGGUAAAACAAAGUUUGUAUUGUCUAUUUUUUAAGCUUUGUGUAAAUGUGAAGGAAGGGAGCAGGGACUGGGCCAUUUAUCUGAGUCAGAUGGUCAGUUUUACUAAACUGCAUAGAGCUAGACACAUCUGUACACUUCCCUGCUCCAGUUUCCUGCAGGACUAGGUGGGUAUCCUGACAAGAAGCUGGGGUGGUGUUUGGCAUGAGUGUACGCUACGCUGACCACUGGUGUAUAGAUGGGGGCUGGGCAGAAGCCAGUGGAGGGAGAAGCUACCCUGAAGAGAGGUGAGAACACAGAGGGGGCUACAAUUGUUUUGUCUAGAACUCCUCAACCACAACUACAAAGAUGUUGCAUGGGCCAAAAGCGCUUUUGAAAUUUUCCUAAAGGGGAAAAUAAUUGUUGGAUAAACCGUUCCCAAUUCGCCACUUUCUCACCAUCGCUGGGGGAGGACGACCUUUGACCUCCAGUAUCAAAGUACAGGGCGACGCCAAAGCAGCCACCCAGCCAGCCAAAGCCAGCCCUCUCUGACUGCACCCUCACUACCACCACCACCCACCCAACCUCACACACUCCAAUUUCACCCCCACUGCUCUGCCCUACUCAACCGCAAGAAAAGGCCUGAAAUUCAUGUCUUUCUCUUUGGUCUCUCCCGAGCUGUCCCUGUGGCUCAGGAGUCAAGAAUUCAAUUAGUUAAAAAAAGAGAAGAAAAGAUCGAGGCUGCAACAAUGCAGCGAUAAGGGGGCAGAAUGUGCGUUCCCACACGUUAAAUACAGGGCGCUUUCCUAGGGGCCCACAGAGCCAGAGGACCCACACCGCAGGAGGCAAGAAUAAUCACAGCUCCCUCUGAACCCCCUCAUUACACACACACUCACACAGACACACUCAUACACAGACACACACACACCUUACAUUCCUUGCACACAGAUAGCUCAUGUAGACAUGCAUUAGAGGCAGAAAUUCUCCUGAAGACACACCUCAGAGAUGUCCUGACUGCAUCCAUAAACAUGCACUGAGGAAAAACUUCUAGCACACAAAUACACACACAUGCACACACUCAUAAAGACCUCUCAUUACACGCUGGCCUCAUACAGGUGUUCCCAGGUCCUGGGUUUACAAGCUGAGAGUGUUUUUGUGUAUCUGCAUCAAAAGACACACUCAGCCUGUAGACAAACAACUUUCAGAGUCUGUGUCCAAACACUCCAAAUAUUUCACAGCCAUUAAAAAGAUACCAAGUACAUCCGCUUCACAAGAUUUCAUUAUGUAGUCAUAUCAGCUAUGAUAUUGAGAUUCUCUCUGUGUGUUAUUCAGACUAUAAUCUUCAGGAUCAUACUCAGUGGUAGUUCUUCCUCAACCCCCUUUUUUAAAAACGGCUUUGGUCUGUAACUCAGUUGUUAUUGUACGUUCACCUGUUGAGUUUUUCAUUUCAGAUUUAUUGUUUUAUUUGUAAGAACUGGCUGAGCUGUGUGUUUGAAUCAAUAUCAUCACAAGAGCUGAAAGACUUUAAUAUUUAGGAGAGGAAGUAGAACCUGGAGGAUCAGCUUGUCUAGACAUUUACUGAGCAGGAAAACUGAACACUGUUUUUUUUUUUUGUUCCAGGGCUAAAGCACUGAGUCAUGUGAAGGCCCUGAUGUUCUGUUCUACUUUGAAAAGACUCAUAACAAAUGCUACAGAUCAUGGCUCAGGAUGGAUUUUUCUCUGCACACACAGGUUAAAAAGCUCCAACAUGCUCAAGUAUUGUAGAGGAGGACAUCUUGACAAUGUUUUAGUAACCUGUGGGUGAUAUUGAAAGGCACAUGUCAAGGGUGCAUUAACAAACUAUAAGAUGUUUCCAACUGUGAUACAAGUGGAACUAGAAAAUUCCUUCUGGGAUAUUUUCAUAUGGCCACAGGGGCUACUGCCAGGGUGUGAACAUUAUGAUGAGAUUCUUCAAAAGUUUCAAAUAAUAAAUACUAUUGUGAUAUUAUACACAAGGAGCACACUAAUAACUCACAUUCCUUUUUCAAGUAUUUAUUUAUACAACAAAAAAACUGAGCUUGAACAGUAGUCGAUGGAAAAUUUGUUUACAAUAGAGCAAAGUAAUAGCACACCAAUCCCCAUCAAACUGCACAUUUUAAUAUAGAAUUUGUCCUACAACUCUUUAAACUGUAGGACUAGUAGAAAUAGUAGACUAGUCUCUAAUACUAGUGAAAAUAUCUAGAAGAGGAAAAAAAUAAAAUCCAAACUAUAACCAUAGUGCGUCUGUGUGUUUGCCCUGUGGCCCUAAUAACUUAUAAUUAUAUAAAAUGAAACAGCACAGUGUAAAAGAAACUAUCAAACACUGAGUUUUUAAAGAGAGGGGUAUAAUGCUUUUUUUUUCAGACUCUGUACUUCCUCUCUGAUACCUCUUUAAUAUCUUUACAUGAUAUUCAGAUUUUAACUAUACUGUAACUAGAACUAGAACUAUUUCGUGAGUCUUGUGUUUUCUUACAAGGGCCUGUUUUGAGCAGUUUACUCAUAUUUUCUAAGAUUAUUUCAUUUACCUCGUGAUUUGAAACUUUGCAUACAUCUUGUAUGGACACCAAAAGGUGUAACUUUGUUUUGUUUUUUUUCUGUUUUUUUUUUUUUGUAAAAAAGCAUGAAACAAAUCCUUUAACAAGCAUCAUCAGACUUCACUCAAAAACAAAAAAGUAAUCCACCCAAAUAACAGUCAAGUGUUAGUGCAUUUGAAAUUUCCCCGGGAAGGACAGCUCGGGAAAUAGAAGAGACCUGAAUAAUGAAAAGAUUAUCAGUUUCUGGCAUGGAGGUGUGAGGCGGCCCUCAAAAGUUUGAAAGUCUUUUUUUGCCUGUUUCUGGGGCAACACCUUGAAUUCAUUCCUUUAAAAAACAGCCUUUAAAAGCUGCCUCAGACAUUACAUGUAGAGCUAAAGUCUCUCUGAUGCACUGGUAACAGGCAGGAGACCCUGUGUGAUGUGAUUCAGUAGGAUAACAAAUAAUUGACAGUGCUGUUGCUUUAUAAGAGAAGCAAAACACUACAAAUAAGAGCGAACUUUAACCACACCCCACCCUGACUUGAGCCAGACCCCAAAGUGCACCAUGUCCCCGGCUUAGACAAAGGUACGAGUGCCUGUUCAGUGCUGCUUGUAACCCUUUUUUGUUGUUCAAAUGUCAUCUUUUGAAUUUGUCUGUGAUUUGAACAUCUUUAUAUUAUUAAUGCUGAUUGGACAAAAAAGGACACUCAUGAACUGCUUAUAAACGAAUGAGGGAGAGUUUCUUUGUGACUAAUAACUUUUCUCAUCCAAGGUCCUGAUGUUUGUUUAUUUAGACCAAUACUCAGAAGCUAGAAAAUAAUAACUUCCAAAUCAUCAAACCAGCUUAUAUUUCUCUUGAAAACUUUUGAAAUGAUAAUUUAUCCAAAGACAUAAAUCUACGGAACAUUUUUCUGUCACUGAACUAAAUAGCUCAUGGUUUAGUUUCUAGGUUAUUUGUGAGUGAAUGAAGAUUUGACCAGUUUACAUUAUUAGAAGUGGAGUAGGUGGUCCUUUUGCUUCAUCUCAUCUUUUCUGUGACACUUAUUACUACAUUUCUCUAGGACACAAUUAGCUGGGUCUAUCCUUUCUUUUUUUUAAAUACUUUUUAGAAAAUGCUGCUCAUGAAGGUUUGCACACGUGUGUUGAUCCUGGUACCAUAGAGCUCUAACAGCACUGUACUGUCAGCCGUGUUAUUCACGUAGCACAUUAUCCUAAUGAGCGUCACUCCCACAACAUUUGGAGUACGAGGAGCUCUGUGAUCACUGAAGCUCUGCCUCUAGUGGAUCCCAAUUUAAAACUUGUCAGUCGCGCUCCUCGCUGACCCCGACAAUAUAAACACUUGUCACAGAGACUUCCUUUCACCAGCUCACACCAGAACCACUGAAGCACUGGGCGUGUGACCUUAACAAGUUUGGAUGUGAAGGUUCUGCCAGUUUACUCCGAGUCUUCUUUGAUUUCUUUCUUAACUGGUGAAAUUUGUUGUUUUAGAUCAUAGACAUAGCUUUGCUGUGCUGUGGUCUUCUUCACGGGGUUGAGCUCAGGGCAGUGGAGUGUGUUAGGCCCUGAUAAAGGCCUCAGGUUAAUCCUUAGUAUCCAUCCAUAUAAGGCCACCAAUAUCUAUUAAUCCAUCACAUAGUUAAGAUUUCAGAGUAGACAAAAAUGCAAAAGAGUAAGUGGACAUUAGCUAAGAAAACUCACUCACACUCAUUUCAGAUAUGAAACAUUUCAGUUUUACAAGCAGUUCAGUAUGUCUUUUUGAAUCCUUCUUUUUUUUUUCUCUUUUUUUUUUACGCUGUUUAUUGAUAGAAAGCAUACUUAAUGUUUUAUUCAGAGUGAAUCUGUUUGUCUCAGAUGUGUGUGGUGCCCUUAAUCUGAGCCUCAGAUUUCAUUCACUUACACAGGAAUUCCAGGUGUUAUUACUUUAACUGUGCCAGGUGUAAACUGAAAUGAGAGAUGUACCAAAUUUAAAUCUGACUGGUAGAUAACCAAGUCAAAGAAGUGUAACAUGACAGAAAUAGGAGAGAAGCUUUUGUCAUUCACAUUUGUGGUGAAAUCGAGUCAUCGAAAAGGAAGUCCAUUUGUGGUGAGAAAAUAAGAAACUUAGCAUCAUAAUAAGUAUCAUUAAGUCUAAUGUGGACCUGCUGUGAAAGCUGCAAUGCUCAACUGAUGAUGGUGACUCUCCUUCCACACCACUUCCCUUUACAUGCCACUCGAACCAACGUUGGUCACUCUUCACCAAAAGUUUUGCUUUAAAGCCGCAGUGAGGAGUUUUUAGCUGGUUAUGAAGCAGACUAAAGUGGUCGCUGAUGCUUCUUUUUGACCUUCAAAGGCAAACAAGAUCAGCAGCAACAAGACUUAAAAUGUAUAUAUUGUAAUUUUUAACUGCUAUGAGGGCUCAGGUGUCAGACGAACAACCUUAUUUUUUACUUUUUCAGCAAAAUCGGCUCAAACCUGAAGUUAGCAGAUAUAUCCUAUUCUUGCUCCGUGCCACUCCAUUUGACCUAAAUUCUGUUCCUCUUUCUUUAGUUUUCUCACAAUAUAUUGCAGGUUGAAUUGAGACCAAUCAUUAUUACAGAGUCAGCGGGCUACUAUAGUGUGUUGUUGUGUCUGGUGUGUGUGUCCAGUGUGGACGGUUGUGCUGGGUCCCGGUCUGUUCCAGCCGGCUGAACAGAGCUGAGGGGCCAGCUGAGGAAUGUCCCUGUGACCCUACACACAGGAGACGCAAACAGAAGCCAAAAGGACCAUGAGGGGGUAGGGAAGGGACAACAAGGUCUGUGCAUAAAUGUGUGUAUCUGUGUGUUUGUGUGUUUGUGUGUUGGGCCCAUGCAUAGCAGUGUGAAUUUGUGAGUGAGAGAAAGUGUAUGUUAUAUGCAUUCAUACGUUUACCCAUGCAUAUCAGUUUGUUCAGUGGGUAAGAAAGAGAUGGAGGGAGAGGCCAGAGGAGGCUGGGAGAGAAAGAAAGAGAGAGAGAGAGAGAGAGGGUGUGUGUGUGUGUGUGUGUGUGUGUGUGUCAGCGGGGGUCAGCACUUGCACCCUUUGGCCAUUGUCUCCCUCCCUGACCAAUAUAAAAGCAUCAUAACCCUUUGAGCUUAGACAUAUUUAGAAAGCAGAUAAAAGCACUUUUUACAAACUAGAUACACGUCAGGCACAAAGCCCGGGGUCAAGCGCAACAAAUUAACAACCCUCUUUCUGAUGGGAGUUGGGGGGGGGGGGGGUCUGGGCGAAGCUUAACCGCCCCUGGAGUCCAGAGCCACAUGCCUCCACAUUCCCAGAGCGGGGAUGUGGGCUGUUCUGUUGCAUUCAUGUGUAAUUGGUUCUAGGGGCAGAGGCUGAGAUAAAUACUGACUUACUUUUUUUGUUUGUAUUAUGUUCUCUUAAUUGAAGACUUGUUUGGAAUUCCCUAAUUCCAACAAAAAGUCAAGAAGGCCUCUAUGAAAGGCAAGAAUUUUAAUCAUUUGUCAAUCAGGGUGCCAUCACAGCUUGAGCUCCACAAACUAAAGCAACAUCAACCUUUUGAAUGUUAGACCUUUAGAUACGUUUGUGGAUUUAAAGAAUAUAAAUUCUAUUUACUUCAAUAAGAUUUAUGAUUUAAAGUGAAGUGCCAACUGACGGAGCAACAGUCAAGGAUAUAUCAACAAACAGAUUCUAUGUAAUUUGACAAGAUCCUUCUUUUUAUGGCUGCUCUAAUAGAAAAUCACCUCACUCAUACAUUUCUCAGCAAAAUGUGUUUGAAUUUGUUGCCAUAUAUCCUGCAUGAGGAAAAAUUUGUAAGCUUGGAUCCACUCAUACUUACCUGUUGCUUGCUUGUCUCCAAUCAAGCCAGUUUUAAGUAAAACCUUAACUCUAAAAAUAUUGGUGUGCUAUCUAUAAUGUUUGUAAAAACAGAUAGAUUUUGAUGUUUUAUAAACGAUUCAAACUCUAAUGGUGCAAAGAAAGUACUUUAAAUGUUGAAACUGAAACAUUUCAUUUUUUCAAUGAACAUUGAAUGCGUAUUGUAAAUUUAGUACCAGCACUGUGUUUCAAAAACUCAGAAACACAGGUAAAGGUUAAUAAACAGAUAAUGAGGGUAAUGUGUAACAGUUUAGUAACAUGACUGAGUAUAAAAAAAGAGGAUUUCAGUAGGGCUGGGUAAAGUUUACAUUGGUAUAAAGUUCCUCUGCAAAGAAAAUGCAAAAAAAAAAAAAGAGUUUUUCAUCUACAGUUCAUAAAAUCAUCAACUGACUCAGAGAAUCUCUCUGAAACAUCUGUGUACAAACUCUCUGUCCAAGAAAGACAAAGACAAAGAUCAGUACAGGUAUAGCUGAGAUCUUUGGACCUUCAGGCAGCACUGCAGUAAAAACUACCAUGACUAUGCAGUGGAAAUCACUACAUGGGCUCAACACAGUGAAGACAGUUUGUCGCUGCAUCCACAAACAGGUAAAGAAGAAACCAUGGGCCUGAGUUAACUUUAGAAGGACUGAGGUGAAGUGGAAUACUCUGACAUUUUGAAGAAGUCAUCCUCUGUUCUUAAAAGAAGAGAGGAUGUAAAUGCUUAAAUGCAUUUACUGUUCAUUUCACAAAUACAGUAUAGACAUAUGAUCAUUAUGCCUUUUUUAUGAUUUGCAUGAAUUGAUGGCUUCCUGUCCUGUAGGUGCUGUUAAUAUGAACUGUUUGGGAAUCAGAGAAAGGCAGCAGAGCUCAGCAGCAGGUAUUCAAUGACUGUCCUGAGGAAAGUGUUUCCUGUGCUGCAAACACGUUUAUUCAGGACCAACUAAUGGUCUCAACCCACACAAGUGGGUUCACACUACAUGUGUGUCAGUGCGCCUGCAUGGAUGAGACUGUUUACACACAUGAAAAUGUGUCAUGUGGUUCCUCAUAUCUUUCGUGUGUGUGUGUGUGUCUGUGUGUGUGUGGGUUUCCACUGGGGUUAGUUUGUCCGACACUGACGACAGGCCCUUAGAUAAUACAGCAGGCUGAUGAGGUUACCCAAACCACGGCGGAGGCCCAGCGUGCUGCUAAUGAUGAGUUGGGGUGGGUAGGGGGGGGCAGGUCGAGCAAAGGAGGGUGCCUAUGUUUUGCCAGAGAUAUGACUGUGUGUGUGUGUGUGUGUGUGUGUGUGUGUGUGUGUGUGUGUGUGUGGGACACCUGCCCCACAUUAGGCGAGAGAGGCUCUGACCUUAGCAGCUAUAAUAUCAGUGCAAGCCCUGACCCCAGUGUGGGUCUGGUUGGCGCUCCAGAGGGGUGAGAGAGAGAGAUGGGGGGGGGGGGUUCUUCUUUCAUUGUAUGUCCGCUGUCCCCUGUCCUGGCUCUGCCAGUACCCAUGCCCAGUGAGGGGUAAGUAAUGUGAGUAAUGGAGAGUAAUAGGGUCCAGAUAGUGAGUGUGACCAUAACCCUAGCAGGUCAGAGGUCGCCCUCCACGCAUACUGGUCCUGGCUCUGCUCGACCCAUUUGGGCCAUAAAUGAGUUUACCCAACACUAAUUACUGGGGGACUGCCAAUGGGCGCGAUGCUUAAUGGGACUGACAGCUGCCUCUAUGCCCCACUUAGCCCCACCCCCCACCAUCCCUUUGAUGCCAACAGCAUCUUUCUACCCCAGCUCUGAAUCUUUGGUGUUUGGACAGCUAAACAGCAUUGCUACAGUUCUGUAGCUCAGAAAGAAACCUGACCCUUUAUGAAAAGUAAGAACAGAGCGAGUUUUUUUGUAGUUCAGUAACAUGGUUGACUCAGCUAUCUUUUCUGGGCGCUUUAUUUAUGCUUUUAGAAAGACAACAGAAACCCUCACAGGAUAGAGCUACUGCUCUAACUUUGAUGAGGAAAUAGGCAGCUUUAAAAAGCAAGUAAUAGAGUUCUUGAAAAAAUAAAAAUUACACUCAAGGUCAAAUCAGUUGCCUCUGUUUAACUUUUAAUUAAUAAUUAUCCUUUUUUUUUUUUCAUUUUUCUUAAAGAUGACAAUCGGCUGAAGAUUUUAGUGGCAUUAAAACUAUUAGCGGGUGAAGAAAAGCUUAAAACGUGCUGGAGUUAAACGUUGAAAAUCAUUUUCAUUCCUUACACAAGUCCAGGGUUAGAAACAGGAGGUGCCAAAACCAACAGUCUUGUUUUUAGAUUACACUCCGUCCAUAAAUUAAACAGGGUCCAAUUCUUCAUAUUGUAAACUUCUUUUAUAGACAGACACUUGAGUUAGGAAGAAAACUUUGGGAGGAGUGUGAGUCUACCUUUUAAUCCCACAAUCAUCAUCUCCUUCUGCGUUUUUUUAGCUAUACUAAUAUAAGACGACAAAUGUCACCAUCAUGUCAUUUUAUGACUUAAUGAAGUUUUUUAAUAAUAGGCAACAAUAAAAUAUUGUUUCUAUAAUAUCAUUGUUGUCUUUAUGUAUAGCUGGCAAGUUUGAUUUUUGACAGUUAGCACUGUCCCACUAGCUGAAGUCAAAUGAAGGCCCAGACUCUGACAGUAUUCCUGACCUACGCUCCACCACCACAGCUGGAGCUAAUAGCUUCCUUCCCUUCACUGUGGUAUACAGGCAGGGAGUUAACCUUGGGUCAACAUAAAUGUGGUUUAUGGUUUGAAUGUACAUGCAGUCUCUGAAACAAUUUCUGGAACUUUCUUCUACACCAACAAAUCUACAUGUUGGGCCAUCUGGAUAUCUGCAGGCUGUCAUUUAGUAUUUAAGACCCUCCAAAAUCAAAGAUAUCAUUGAUCCUGAGAGAAGGAUCAAGAUAGACAGACUUGGUAGAAACAGAAUAAGUUCUGAAUAAGUGAGACUAAAUGAGAUGAGUGUAUACUUGAAUAUAGAAGUCAUUUUGUUUUUGCUUUUCAGAGAAGAGAUGAUGAUGACAACAAGACAUCUGUGAAAACAGUUUUGUAGUACCUUGUAAAAGAUGAACCCACAGGAGUCUUUUUUUGGACUUCAAUUGACAGCUUACCGCGCUGUUGGUCCUGCAAACUAUGUGUGCAUCAAACCCAGCAGAGGCAGAGUUCACUAAUUAGAAUACAACAAAGCAGGUCUUCUCUGUUUAAAUGUUUACACAUCUGCAGAUUAAGAAGGUUUGGGUUUUAGGUUUGGCUCAAAUGCUCAGUUUUAGUGUAGUCUCCAAUAUUUAACUCUUAAAUUCAGUAGACCUUUUUAUCUGACAUGGCACUCAGCAGCAGCUAACAAAUAGAGCAGAUCUGGAUUUUUUAUAACAUAAUACGAGCCUGGCAGUAUGAUAAAUAAUGUAAUAUUUUUUAUUGAAAACUGACUCUAAUGGGCAGGUCCUUGACAACAGUGGAAACCAAAAACUCCUUUUGAACAGGUAGAAACCUUGAGCAGAAUCUGAUGAACCCAGGAGAAAAGAAGCAUCAAGUCUUCCAGAGAGACCUCAUGUUAGUCCAGCCUGGAUUGGAAAUGACAAGAAGGAGAAAAGGGGGAAGGCAGGUUCUUCCUGAAUGAAGUUUUGAGCAGCAGCAGCACCAUCAGGGCUGAACUGAGAGUUAUCUGAAAUACACAGUAUGACAGUGAAAUGAGGCUACAUGUUUAUGGUGUCUCUCUCUCUCUGUGGGUCUGCAUAUCUCCAUACAGUUUUCUCCUCCAGCUAAAAGCAUUCGUUAGUUUCUCUGUGUGUGUAAAAGGCGGGUCCUCCCCCCUGUCCAUCAACCCUGUAGGAGGGCACUAAGCCCUGAGAGCCAACAGAAGCCCCCCUACCACCAGCACCCCUGGUCGUCACCCCACCCUCUACAUAGCUCCCUACACCCAAACACACCCCAUCAUCCCACUCCUGCAGCGCUCCUCCCCUCUGCUUUCACCGCUCCCCCUCCUCCCAAAUGCAUCACAGUCAGUGUGCAUACCUAGGCUGCUAAUUCCAACUUGUCACUCUAAUCAAAGGAACACACAGCUAUAGGUUUGCUCUCCUUUCUCUUUUUUCACUACAUCCCUGGAUGGACUUUCUCUGUGUCUGGGAUCACAUCGGUUGUUCUCUGUAGUGUAUGAAACUUGCCGCUGUCUGCCGAGGGCUAUUACCCUCCCACCUGUCUGCAGACACACAUUUAAUUUUCACUGCUUCUUGUAUUACAGUACACAUAAAAGUUGUGCUUCAAUCAUUCGCCUUUCAGAGGCUUUUUUAUAGCUGUUUGUAACAGUUCUCAUGAAUGAAUGAACAUUACAUCUUAUUUUUAGAGCUGGGUAAUACAGACAGAAAAUACUGUCACACUAAUAACAGUCAAUGUCAAAUCAAUGUUCAACUCCAAAUGACUGUAAGGCUUUGAACUAUCAUCCCUACAAUGUAACUGGCUGUUUGUUGUCUCCUGUCACUGAGAGGGUUCAGAUGUUUUUGACUUUGUUUUACUGCCAUUGUUGUGAUGCACUCUUUUUUUCUGAAGGGUUUAGUUUUUAAAUGCUCUUUGUGUCUUUCUGUCUGUCUGUCUGCCCCCUCCCCUCUUUCUGCAGCUCCUUCGUCACAGGUACUGCAUGCUGUGAGAAUCUCUCCCCUCUCUGCAUUUGGGAUAUUGAACGGUAAGUCAGUGAACAGCUCUGACACUGAAACACACAUGUAUAAAAACAUUCUCAUUUGCCAGGAAAAUGCCUCUUUCUGCUCACCUCUUGUUGUUUUGCACCCAGAACAGAAACAGCCGAGAUUCAGAGAGGCUUUCUUUCAGCAUCUCGUUUAGUUCUGUCAUUUCAAGCAAACCUCUCAGUGAGCAUGCAUCACGGGGAUCCUCAGCUCCUCUUAGAAACCUUGCUGCAAACAUGUCUUUCUGUUAUGAAUUGGUUGGUGCUUCAAGCUCAGCCUCCAUCUCUUUACUCGUAUUUCACUAAGUUAGUGUUCCCUUGUGGAUUCCAUUGAUGUGAAUUUUCUUAAUUUCAGAACAGCCCCAUCUGGCCCCAUCUAGACAGCCAAUGGGAGCCCAGCAUACACUACAGGCCAAAAGUUUGGAAGCAAGAUCAAAUUUGUACAAAAAAAGAUCAUAGUUUCAUAUAUAUGUAAUUUGCAACACAAUAAACAUGACUGUUGUGUAAAGAGUAACUUAUCAGAAGACAUUUUGCCUAUAAUUAUUAGGUAUUUGAGUUAUUGUUGCUUAGACUUUGCUUUCUUUAAAGUAAACUCCUCUGGCUUUAACAACAGCUUGCCAUAUACCAGGCAUUCGUUCCACAAGUUUUCUAAGGUAUGUUCCAGGGAUUGCAUUCCAAGCUUUCUUAAGUUCAUUAAAAAGAGACUGCUGAUUUGUGGGACGCAUUUUUCUGACCGAUCAAUCCAAUUCAUCCCGCACAAGCUCAAUUGGAGAAAGGUCUGGAGACUGAGGGGGCCAAACCAUCUUUUGAAGAACACCUUCCUCUUCUUUUUUGUCUGGGUAACCCUGACAGAGCUUGGCAGAGUGCUUAGGGUCAUUGUCUUGCUGCAAAACAAACUUGUGACCCACAAGGCUGAGUCCAGAUGGAACAGCAUGGUGCUGGAGGAUGGAGUGGUACUGUUACUUCUCCAUGAUACCGUUUACUUCAAACAAAUCUCCUACCCCAUCACCUGCAAAACAUCCCCAUACCAUGGAACUACCACCUCCUUGCUUAAUUGUGGGUGUAACAGAUGGUGCUCUCAGGCGUUCACCAGUUUGUCUGCGGACAUAGACUCUGCAUUUUGAACCAAACAGUGCAAACUUGUUUCUAGUCAUCAUAAGUCCAAUUUUUGUGAGCUUUUGCCCACUCAUAUCUCCUUUUCUUGUUCCGUGGACGAAGUUGUGUUUUUUUGCAGAUACACAACCCUUCAGACCAGCCUUUCUCAAACGUCCUUUCAAUGUUGUCAGAGAUAUGGGUUUCGACCUUAUCAUGUUGAUUUCCUCCCUUAUUUGUGGUGCUGUCUUUCACCGAUAUCUCUUACUGGUGACAAUGAUGUGUUUAUCCUCUGCUUUUGUAGUAACUCUCUUUGGUCCAGGUCUUCUUCUAUCAUCAUGACUUCCAGGUUCCUCUUGUCUCUUCAGGAUGUAGUGGACUCCUGUGUUAAACACCUUUAGGCGUUUUGCAAUUUCUCUUUCUGUGUAUCCUUCUUUCCUCAAUGUACAAAUCUGUCCUUUUGUUUCUUUACUCAGUUGCUUCUUUCUAGCCAUUUCUGCGGUAGUUUGAAUGCAGUUGAGAUUUAUUAGGAUUUUUGUAUGCAGGCUCUCAAAAGCCAAAAAGUUUAAGUGAAUAAUCCAACUGUGAUUCAUUUUUUUGCUUUUGCACUGAAGUUGUGACUCUUGCAAAUGUUUUCAACCCUAAAACUAAGCCCUUAUUAUCUUUUGCUAAAAUAUAUUUAGCAAUGGUCUGUUCACAUCAAUGUAUAUCUAAAGGUAAAUGGAGUAAAAUGGUGCAUUUCCAUGAAAGCAACAUCUGAUCAUGGAGUAAAUACAUCCCAAAAUACAUAAAACUCAUGCUGGAUUUUAAAAAAAGCAUUGUGAACAAAAACUUGAAGUUACUCCCAACUGUUUGGUCUGUAAUGGCCUUGCUUCCAAACUUUUGGCCUGUAGUGUAGGUUUAGAUACACCUUGGGACACACUGCUGUUGGUUAAGGAAGAGUUCACAACAAGAGGUCUCUGAAAAUUCCUGUCCCUGAAAGGCAAGGCUUAAACCUGAUACAUUCCCGCCCGUUCUGCUAUAAAUCCCUGCUUUACCUGGCCAAUUAAAAAAGGCUGACACAGGAAGCUGCAGCGGGAAAUUUGAGGAGGAGUGAAGACAUGAGACACACAGGAAGACUUAGGGGAGGGAUGGGUGGGCAGGUUAUUCUUGAGUUUGCAGGUGGUGAGGGAAAUUGACAUGGUUAUAAGGUUGAACAGACCUAGAUAAGCAUGCCUCCUCUAUAGUCCAAAUGAUUGUUUUUUUCUCCUGACUGGGUGGGAAAAUUUUCUCUAGCCUCUACAUGAAAACAUGGAACAAUCAGCCUUUAAGCUAGUGGCCUCUUUGGUUUCUGUAGGUCAAACAGAAUCAUCUUAAGUCCUUGAGUCUGUUUCAUAAUCACCUGAAAUCUCCUCACAGGGGCAGGAUGUUUACAUAGAUACAUGUCGAUAAACUCUUGUUGUGUCCCAUUACAUGGAUACAGCUGAAAAUACCCCCCCCCCCCCCCCCCCUUUGAAAAGCACUUUAUAAAUUCAAUUUAUUAUUAGGAUUAUGAGGAUGAUAAUGAUUACUAUUAUUAUUUAGCUGUUUCUAAAUCCCCAAGUGAAAGACUUCUUUUUUUAAUGGAGCAAUCAACAUGGAGACAAAGUAAAAAAAAACACACACAUAGUAUAAGAUGUGGUUUAAACUUAGGGAGAAACUUCAAUAGUGUAAAAGAAUAAAUAUCAUUUAAUGAGAUAUUCAAAUGGCAUUUUACUCGGCUCUCUUUGUGAGCGUAAGGACAGUGCUGAACUUAAGGCUCCUGCCAGGAGCUUUAGGUUUGUGUGGAUUUUGGUGUCCCCUUUGGACGUAGCAGUCUUUGGACCUGUGCAUGGGAAGUUAGUGAACCUUGACAAAAAUAUCCUCCUAUUUUUUUAAACAGUCAAAUGUGUCACUAAACAAGAAAUGUAUCAUGGAACAAGUGAGACAAAGGCUGUAGCAGCAGUGUGCAGUUAACCACCUGACCUGGGGCCACAAAUGUCAGAUUGAUAGAAAAAGUCACUCUUCUUUUCAGUGGGGUGGUUUCCUUUUUUUAGGGUCGAGAAGCAUCCGUUUUAUUUUCAGUCUGAUUUACAACCAGCAAAAACUCCUCACAGGAGCUUUAAUAAGUAUGAAACAAUGUGUGGUUUUCCUAUUACCAACUCAUCAGUCAAGAGGACACUGAGUCGACUUUUCUCAGUCACAUCUCUACGGCUCAUUUGUGGGAAAGCUGCUUCAUUGUGCUCUGAGAUGUCUGAGAGCAUGACAGGCAGGAUGCUUUCCAAACUAACUGCACCAGUGAAAACACUGAAGAAAGAGCUUCAUGUCAAAUGUAAUGCUCACCAUGUAAUGUGGUGUCACUUUGAUUUUAGUACCAUCUGAGCCGAAGCAUCACAAUCAGGACAGUGUCACACCUGCAGCACCAAACAUGACCACAGCCAGAACUUCAGAAACUCAAAGCUUUCAGCAGUGACCCUCUGUCCUUGGAAGAGAUGUUUACUCAUCUUUAUACUGGGAGAAGACUGCACUGUGCUUCUUUAUUCUUAUUGAAUCAAACCAGAUCACCAAAUGUCACAUUUUGCAUCCUUACUUAGAAGAAUCUCCAACAUAGUAACAGCUUCAAAAUACAAAAACUGUAUUGUUGAGAAUCCAACAUUGAAAACACUUCUACCUGAAUAUCUUCAAAUCUUCUGUAAUAACAGAUGAUGUUGUAGGCCAUUGAGAAAAUGCGUUUGAACUAUUUCUUGAGCUCUCUGCUCACUGCGACUGCUCUAAACUUUGAUAUUAAACAGUUUGCAUAAAAAUUUAAACAGCAGGUUGGUCAACUUGUUUAGUAACACUUCAAAAGCAAGAGGUCAAAAAGCCCAGACUCCCAUUGAGCACUUGUGGCUUUGAUUUAAAACUGAUUCAGCACUUUCUUUUUUCUCUUUUUGUUACAAUAAUUCUGUUUUUUUUUUUUAUCGGGGUGACACAAAGAGGUCCUAUAACCAGUCAUAUAGAGAGGGAUCCCACACAAGUGGCGCCAUUGGAGCAGCACCCCAACUUUUCAAACUGUCUCCGCUCAUGGCUAAACACAGAGUGGGAAAAAAAGCAUCAAAGAGAAAGGACCCCGACCAUCACUUCCAACUCCCAAGAUUCCCCUCUGUUCCUUCAGAAAAGGAGCCCUCCUUUUUUUACAAUCAAACGGCCAGGCUAGGAUUCCUGACAUUCCUCAAACUGAAAAGAGUCGGCUAAAAUGUCUGCAUUGGCUUGGGAGCUCUGUUGUACAAAUUGCAGCGGUAUUGUCUUUGCAGUGCAUGUGUGUAUGUGACGUUUUGAAGGUGGUCAUUGUUGAUGGGUCCCAGGCAGCAGCCAGUGCCCCUCCUCUUCACUGUCUUCGCAUUCCUGCUGCAGCAGCCUCAGAGGUGCAGAGUAAAUUGGGUGGACGUGCAGCAGGUUGCAUGGCUCCCCUCUGUUUGUUUUAGCAAGUAAAAACCUCAGCAGGGCGUCUUUUCUCUACCUGUCUGACGCCUUUUGACAAGAGGGCCUGUUUCCCAGCGCGUCCCCAGGCCCCUGUUUAGAGCUCAGACUAAACUUUACAAGAGCCUCCAACCUCUCCUGUCACAAAACACACACACACACACACUACUUUUCUUUCCCCAGACUAAAGGAUAAUACCCUGAGCCUCUUCUUGUUUUUCUUCCACAUUGUCAAUUCAUUAAUGAUUCCUUUCGCAAUUUGUAUGAGUGUGUGUGGCCCCUAAAGCCAACCUGACUCCUGCAGUGAGACCAGACAGGCUGAAAUCAGGACUUAGACCCUGUGUGUCACACAGCCAGCAGCCCCUUCAUAACAAUCACUAAGUCUGUGCCCCCUAUGGCCAACAGUCUACCCAUCUCACAAAGUAGCUGUAGCUCAAACUGCUUCAUUCGCCAUCUGUGAAUUAUAAAGCUCUCUAAACCAAUGAUUUUCAGUCUAUGCAUUAGACUGCAAGAACUGGUCUUGUCAGAGCCACAUCUUGGGUUCUCUCAUAGUUUGACCAGGUGGGACAGUUUUUUUGUUUGUUUUUUUGUUUUAGUCAAAAAAAUGUAAAACGUUGAGCAUUUUCUCCCCAGCACACCAUGUUGUGAUUUUGUUCAUUAUUAAUCUACCUUUUCUUCACAGUCAGAAUUUGCUUUCAGGUUUUAAGGUAUUCAUUGAGGCAUGAUCCAGUUAGACUCUCCUGUCUGACCAUGGGGAUGGUCUAGAUCCUCACCAAAGUGCCUGUCACCCAAGUGCAUCCUACUGCAAGUCAUUAUCACACCGUGUCUAGGUCUGCCAAAUUUACUGGCUCUAUGCUUCAGUUUUGCCUUGCCACCCUUUUGCAACCCUGAAUUCAACAAACUGGAACUGUGCUGUUUGUUUGUGCAUGUCAGAGUGUGCGUGCGUGCGUGCGUGCGUGUGUGUGACGCUCCAGCUGUGUCAUGUAAUGUGAAAUGAAAACACACACUAUGACACCAAUAUUAGGCCUAAUGGAGUGUAAUAUGUGCUGACAAAUGUGUAGUGAUGGAAUAACUGUUUGUACAUGUUUGUGGAGUAGCAGCAGCAUGUGAAAAGCUUUUUUCUCUCCAGGUUAGAAUUCCAGAGGUACAGAUUUGUGGUUGCUACAUGUGCUCCAAACUCUUCCCCUAUACUUUUUGAUUCUAUUACUAUUCAAUACUAUAAUAAUACUUUUGUGAUAUUUUAUGACAACAAUAAUGGUGAAGCGAAAAUCUGAUAUCAUGAGAGCUUGAGUUGGAGGACUGAGAGCGGCUGUUUUUGUGCAAAAAUUUAUUCAUAAUGAUAGACAAACAUUGAAGAAAGGAGAAUCAUACUUAUCAUGAAUCACAGAGGCUUCUUGGCCUCCAAGGCUACCGUCCCUACACUGACACAAGGGGUGAGCAGGGGAGCAUUCCAACCUAAAAUCUCAGCCUUAGAUAUUUCUAAAUAUUCCCAUUUUGAGACAGCAUACCUUUGACUGUUAUAUCAGAUAUUGGCAACAAAACAUUAAAUGCAUGACAUGGUCUAAUAGUGUGUUGUAUUAAAUUCCAAAAAUCUCAUCUGAUAUAUCCUGAUGACCUGGACAGUGUAUGGUACACUCCACCCUUGGACCUCUGCAGCGAAACCAUCUUGAAUGUUCUCCUGAGUGGAGCAGGAUCCUUUUCAAGACAGUUUGUGUGUGAUGGUUGUGAUUCAGCCAGUCAGCUAUGUUUGAGAGGCCAGACUCAGGUAUUCACCAAUAUGGACCCAGACAAGCCAUAGAAAGGCUGGUCAGAUAAGAGCAUUGAGCUGCCGCUCACUAACAGAUACAGUCAUUUGAACAGAUUAUAUGCCUAUGCCUCCAUCCUGUAAUCACAUGCCGCCCAUAAAAGUCGGUGACCUACCAAUUUGCGAAGUCCCUGCUGUUUUGCACUGCACACUAACUCAUCCUAUGGUGCUAUUACUGGCUUUAAAAUCUGAGCACAGAUGUCAGGUUCAUUUUAUGGAAACCUAGCUUUAAUUUUCCUCUGUUUUAGACAGCUCUGUCAGUGCAGCUCCAGAUUAUAAUCAUCCUGUUUGAAGUUUUCAGGCUGAAGGUUAUAAAUUGAUGAUCUCAUUGGGUUAGAGUGCCAGUGCUAUAAUGGAGACAUCAUUAUUUAGUUAUGAAUGAACAGGCAUGUAUCCUUUUGACUUGAAUGAGUCUCUUUUUGUGUGGUAUGUGCUAAGCUCCAUGGUUUUAGUGGUAAGAGGAAAACGAGGGGUCAGUACCCCACACAGACACAAACUCAGCCUCAUCACAGACUCCCCAUUGGCCCGGGCUUAGUCAUGAGACCCUGGCAAUGGGAAAGCUCUCACCCAAUAAGGCGCCCUGUGGGGAAAGCCCUGGUCCAAUAAGAAGGCACCCUGGGGUAAGGCUGGGGGAUUACCAGCUCAAGCCUGCGGAUUGAGCUCCAGGGCAAGGGAGGGGGGCACGAGUCGAAGCGCAGGGCUGCUCGGUCGCCAAGGCCAGCAGCCUCUUUUAAAUGGUUGCUACGGGGCAGGUAUCAAACGUGCGGGAGUUGCACACAGUCACGGUCAUGGAGGGUAUUAAAUGGCAACAAAGAGACAGUUAUUCUGCAAUAAUCCACCCCGCUGAGUUCAAGUUAUUCUCCAACAAUCAAGAGGCAAGGAGCGAGCGGGACAGAGCUGUGAUCACAAGAGCAUGGUGCUGCAGAGCCUGACUGUCACUCUCUCUUUCACAUACACACAUGCACAUACACAUACACACACAUACACAUACACAUGCACGCACACGCAUCACUUCAGCCCGGUCACUUCAUUCUAACUUUCUAACAUUCUAACUCAGAUGCCACACAGAAUACUCAGGGAUAAGUAAUUCCUAAAAUGUCAAACAACAGAUCAGUUUCUGUAUUUUAUGACUGAGUCCUGCUCUAUUCUUUUUAUUGAACAGCUUGAUCUUAUUUCUCACAUUUUUUGAAUGGUAUUAAAAUCUCCUCUUUUAUUCUUCUCUCCUCCUGAAGGCUGGAAUGUGUGAGCAGUCUGGGGUCGGAGUUUCGUCGAGGGGCUGGAGUGUUGGAUAUGGUGUUUGAGUCUCCCUACCAGCUGUUCACCUGUGGCUACGAUACCUUCAUUCGACUGUGGGAUCUCCGAUUAAACCCACAGUAGGUCACGGUUUCUCUGAUGUCAGACUCCUGAACAUUGUACCAUCAGUAGCUCUUAUAUUAUGUCUCAAAUGCUGAAUAAUUAUUCUACCCUGCAGUUGCUUGUGAAGUCACAGUGUAUGUUAGUGAAUCUGGGAUGUGUUUGUCUAACAGUGACACCUACAGAGCUUCUCUGAACAUCACUUCAGCCUCUUAGCUGAAUACAGGCUUGAGACCAGAGGCACAGAUGAGGAAACUCAGUGUCCUGGUCUCUUUGUAGCCAGGACUGUUACAAACCAAGUCUACAAAAGAGCAAAGGAUCAAACAGGGAUAUAUGUGAGUUUCUUUGUGACCAUUUUGAAAUGGUUGACUUCGUUUAUGGUCAUACAAGGUUUAGGUUUGGUCAAAGCUCCCGUGAUUAUUUUCAGCUGGUGAAACAUUAAUGUGACCCAAAAAAAAGACAAAUAAUGGCAUUUAUAGACAGCAGGAGGAGAUUUUUGGGGGGCUAAUAACACUAGUUACACAUGUGCUGAACAAAAUCAGUCUGAACCAGUCAUUGAAGAACAACAUGUGUAGUGAAUCGUCCAAGUGAGGUCCAGAUCAAUCAGUGGAAAUGGUUUUAAGGAUACUGACAUGAAAACAACUAAACUGUCUGUAGAACUGUCAGUGCCCAAACACUGGAGUCUGGUCUAUUCAUUCAGCUGUGCUGCCAUCACCGUUUUGGUUGCAUUUUCCGUAGUUAUACAGAAGUGGUUAAAGGUUGAAGCGCUGGUCGCUGGUGUUUUAACCAUUCAACUAUCUAACAUAGCUUUCUGGUGUUUAUUUAAGUGUUGAUAAAGGUUCGUAGUGUUACCUCCUGAUGUAGCAACAGCAGCACGACAGGUUCUGCACACAUUGCACAGCAGCACCUUUUUUUAGCCAAAAUAGAUCCACACAACUGGUACAAAACUUUCUGCAGUGUCAGCCUCUGUAGCGGAAUUAGGCCAUAGUGCGACAGAAUGCAUAUUUGACUUCUUUCUCUACCUGCUCUGCUUCUGGUCACAUGACCAGUCAAAAUCGCAGCCUGUGCGGUUAGAAAAUUGUGUUUUAUCGUAUCGUGAUGUAAUCAAAUAUGCAAUUAAUUAUUCAGCCCUAGUAAAAGGGUCUCUGGUCAUUUCAUCAGGACUUUAGACUCCUCAUAGCAGUAAGUCACGUUUCUGAGUUGUAUGAUCACAAUGCCAAGUAAAUGAUUUAUUCUGGUAUGAAGUGCCUCCACCAGUUUCUUGAAGGCUGUCUGUCACAGACCGACAGUAUAUCUCAAUGAGCCCUACAGCUGGCUUAUAUUACAGCAUCUUCCUGCACACAGUUCCCUGUUCAUGUGAAUAAACCUCAUAAGAAGAAUAAACCUCGUGUUUUUCCUUUUGAUGUUCUUCCCUGAGGAUUGAAUUCUUAUAAUAACAUGAAGAAGACCAUAGUAUACGCAAUAGUUCGCAAUAAUCUGUAGUGUCCCCUCUGCUGUAGCAGCCCCUCUCCUCAUUGCAAGUCUGCAGGGUCUUGAGCAUGUUUUGAGAGGGCUGCUGCCUUUAUUCAAGGCUUUGAGGGGUUUCAGGCUGCAUUUGAGGAAGAUCAGUCAAGUAAGACAAAUCAGAUCUGAUUGGCAGAUCACUCUGGGGAUUCUGAGUUGGGUUGGGUUUGGGUGAAGGUGGCAGAGGGGGGUCCCUCUUUAGGCAUCAAUAAUUCAUACGGUCAAACCUUAUUGGCCUCAAAAGGCUCCCAGGGUCAUCCAGGAGGACCAGGUUGUCUGAAAGUUGCUGCUCACCAAUAGAGGAGGAAGAAGAAGGAGGAGAAGAAAUUCACUGUUAGACAAAAAAAAAUAGAUUCUGUUUGUCCUGUGGAGCUUCAAAGAUCAAAUCUAUGAUCAGUUUUAUUUUUUAAUUGUCAGUAUAAACUUUUCCCCUAGAGGGGAAAAAAUACCUGGUAUUACAUUCAGACUUUUUUUUUACCAGGUGGUAUCAUUAUAUCAUUGAUAGAUCUGUCGUGUUAUAAAAUAUAACGGUUUCUAACAUUAUGAUUAAAAAAACUUUUAAAGACAGACAUAGCAGGACUGAAUGUGUGUGUCCUGGUGGUACUGAGUCACGCCAUGAAAACAUUUAACUACAACUCUUCAGUCUUCCUUCACUCAUGUGUAACAUUUGUCUGAAACUACCAAGCAUUAGAAAUGCAUUAUAUGCUGCAGAACACAUGCUUUAACAUCUCAACAAUUCAGUGGGAGCAGAUUAUCAGACAAAGUGUGAAAUAAUCCCUAAUGACAGUCAGAUUCUCAUUAGGAUCACAUGUAUUUGUGGUGGGGUACUGCUUCAAAGGAGAGGAAAAACAACAAUUGAACCUGGGUGGAAAGUUCUCUGGUGGAGGUGUAAGACGCUCUGACAAUUAUAGAGUCUGGUAAAUAAUUCAUUGCGCACAUCUUGACCUCUUUCUAAUUCACACUCUUUGUGUCUUUCUGCUAAGUGAUAAUCUACUCUCAUUCUCAGUGUUAGUUAUUAAAUCUCUCUGAUACUUGGAGUAUCAUCCAAAUGAAAUUUUAAAUCAUGAGUAAUUAAACUGGUUUUCAUGAUGUCUGCUUGAAUUAGGGAAUGCAUUCACAUAUAUCAUGUGGGUGGAUGGAUGGAUGGAUGGGUGUGGGUGUGUUGGUGUGAGAGAGAACCUCCAGACAUCUCGGCUGCCCCUUUGUCUACCCCUGGUGUCUCUCCAUCACUUAUUGAUGAGGCUGCACUAAUGGAGGAUCGAUGUCUAUUGGCAGAAAAUACUUAUCCCCAAAAUACUUCCCCUCUCUUAACCACAGCCACCACCUCCCUCCUCUCAGCUCCCUGCUGCACACACACACACACACACACACACACACAGGGACACACAUUCACUCUCUUGUUAACUACAGUAUUGGGUUUUCCUCUGAACAAGAGAUGGAAUUUCUGUGUUUUCUACAAACCUCCACCAAGUAGACUCAGAGAUGAUGUCUUCUCUGUAAUGUGAAGGGUCAGACUAUUUAAUACUUUCUUUUUAAUUGUAACUACAAUUUUUAGUCUUUCUUAGACGUAAUGUUUUAUUUAGAUUUUAUUUAGGAUUUCCUAAAAUCUUACUACCACAUAAAAUUCUAUCAGGAGUAAUGCUUAUGCCUGAGUUAUGUCAUUCUUAUAAUAUUCCAGUCAUCAUCUUUUGAAGCAGUUUGUUUUAGUUGAUCAAUGUCACGAUGAAUGACAUAGUCACGAUGAAUGUUUACCACUCACCGCUCACAGUCAGUAUGAUUCACGUUGUGUGUUCAUGUCUGGAAAUUUGUCUGUAGUGUGGCGGACAUCACACUGUGACUGUUCAAUAUGUGGUCCAGAACUACAGUUACACAAACUCUCAAAGAAUAGAGCCAUGAACAACAAACAUUCACAAAUUCAGAUAUAAAAAAAAAAAACUUUGCUCUUUGGCUUAACGACUGUAUAAACUCUACCAUCCUUCUCAACAGGAAGUGUGUGAUGGAGUGGGAGGAACCUCAUGACAGCGCCCUUUACUGCAUCCAGACAGACGGGAAUCACAUGAUAGCCAGCGGCUCUUCAUACUACGGAGUGGUUAGAUUUUGGGACAAACGGCAGCCUGAGUGCCUGCAGGUGUGUACAAUGUGUCCUCAGGAUGAAUCUAAUGACAGGGCUUUGUUAAAGAGAGCACAGUGUCUCACAGUAGGUAGGGAGCAGGUUCAGACUCUAUCUUAGGAUCUGAUUUUUGAUAUAAAACUGUGAAUUAAAGGGCUCAUCCUGUGUUUUCUGUGCAGUUCUUCCAGCUGAGCUCUGACCCAGUGAGCAGCCCCGUGUACUGCCUGAGGUUCAGCAGCUCUCACCUGUAUGCAGCUCUGGCCACCUCCUUGCACUCACUGGACUUCAGACACAACCCUGUCAGCAUCAGAUGACACACACGAAUUCUUUUUGAAUGAAUUUUUGCAAUCAUUCUGUUUAUUUUUACAGUAAAUUUGGUCACAAAAAGUUCA
This is a messenger RNA of Xyrichtys novacula (pearly razorfish), 32569 nucleotides long. The record is from the annotation of a GenBank genome assembly. Lineage: Eukaryota; Metazoa; Chordata; Actinopteri; Labriformes; Labridae.